AUGGAGACCGCAACGGGGCCACUAUCGAGGGUCAUCACCAAGCUUGGUGUUCUUCUCAAGCUUAACAGCCAGGACAAGAUCUGGGCCAUGGCCAGGUCAAAGAGGAGGAGAGAGAGAGAGGAGAUUAUGUUUCUUCACUCUGAGCUCGAGAAGCUCUCCAAUACACCGACAGACCAGCUUAACAGCCAGGACAAGAUCUGGGCCAGAGAUUUUAGGGAGCUGUCUGAUGACAUAGAGGACAUUAUUGACACACUCAUGAUGCCUGGCAAGCUCAACGAGUCAGCAGAGUUGAGUCGUAUGUUGAGUCGUAUACGGAGAUCAGUUGCUAGACAUAUGAUUCCUACUCGGAUCAGAGACAUCAUAAGCCGUGUCUCAGAGGUGCACAAGAGGUGUCACAUGUACGAUGUUAACCUUGGUGUUGAUAAACCUACCAAACCUACUGUGGACCCACGUUUAUUUUCUCAGUACACAAUGAUUAAAGACCUCGUUGGCAUUGAUGAAACUAGAGAUGAGUUAAUCAAGAUUUUGAUGGGAGAGAACGGAGUGCCCUCACAGCAAGGCAAGAUAGUCUCCAUUGUUGGAUUUGGUGGGAUGGGCAAGACAACUCUUGCUAAUGCAGUGUAUGAGAAGAUUAGUGCACAAUUCGAUUGCUAUGCUUUUGUAUCAGUGUCUCAAACUCCUGACUUGAAUAAACUAUUCAAGGACAUUCUGUAUCAACUUGAUAGGAAUAAAUACGAUGACAGCAUCAAUGAACUCAGAGAAUUCCUUCAACAUAAAAGGUAUUUUCUUGUUAUUGAUGACAUAUGGGAUAUCUCAGUCUGGCAAACGAUUAGACGUGCCUUGCCUGAUAAUGAUAUUGGAUACAUAAUUAUCACAACAACGCGUAAUUUUGGUGUUGCGGAAGAAGUUGGUGGUGCUUACAAGUUGAAACCCCUUUCCCUGAGUAACUCCCAAAAGUUGUUGUACAGAAGAAUAUUUGGUAACGAAAACAAGGACAACAUUGAAGACAUAGAAAAAUGUCUGAAUAAGGAGCUGGCUGAAGUAUCCAAGAGAAUACUACAGAAAUGUGGUGGUGUUCCCUUGGCUAUUGUUACAAUAGCUAGUCUUCUAGCAUCUAAAGCAAGAAAUGAGAUUGAUUGCGUGUUUCCAGAAGAUUAUAAAAUUGAAAAAGAUCGUUUGAUAUGGAUGUGGAUAGCCGAAGGCUUUAUUCAAUGUGAAAACCAAGGUAAGAGUCUAUUUGCAAUUGGCGACAGUUACUUCAAUGAACUUAUGAACAGAAGUAUGAUCCAACCUAUCUAUGAGAGGUACACUGGCUUGAUAUAUGCUUGUCAUGUACAUGAUAUGGUGCACGAUCUUAUUUGCUUCUUGUCAAGUGAAGAAAAUUUAGUUACUAUAUUAAAUGGUGUGCGGUACACAUCUCCAUCAAAGUUGUUUGGGAGGUUGUCUCUUCAAUAUGGUAAAGAAGAUAACGCUUUGCCUCUACUACAUAAUGCAAGCUUGGAACAUGUAAGGUCAGCUGUUGUCUUUCCAUCAGCAUUUUGUGUAAUGCCAGUCCUUCCGAGAUUCCGAGUUUUACGGGUCCUGAAUUUACAAGAUUGUGAUCUUUCACGAGGUUACAGCCUUGGGUACCUUGGGGAUUUAUUUCACUUGAGGUACCUAGGACUAUGUGCCACACACAUUGCUCAGCUUCCUCAACAAAUAGGAAACCUAAAAUUUCUACAGACUUUGGAUGUGAGGGGCAACAAUAUGUUUAGCUUGCCAUCAACUGUUGUUCAGCUCAAAAAUUUGAUGUGCCUGUACAUUGAUGAGUUUACAAGAGUGCCAAAUGAGAUUGGGAGCCUAACAAACCUUGAAGUGCUGUCAACUUUAGACAUUACCGUCUCCAUUGACAUUAUAGAAGAGUUGGGCCAGCUAAUCAAACUGAGAGUGCUUCAUAUUUUGCUGUUCAUUGGUUGGAGUGGGAAGCUGGUGGAGUGCCUAUCCAAGCUGCAAAAUAUGGAAUAUCUAUACAUCAAGAUUUUUGGAGAUAAUCAAUGGGACUUUGGUGGAUUGGAUGCCUGGGUUGCCCCUCGACAUCUCUGUAGAUUGGAUAUAGAAUGGCCAUGCUGGUUCUCAACACUGCCAGCAAGGAUGAAUCAGUCUUACCUACUGGACCUUGUAUACAUAUCCAUUGCUGUGAGGGAUUUCUGGCAGGUCAAUCUCGAAACCCUUGGGAGGUUGCCAGCUCUCCGUCUGCUAAAACUGUCGGUGGAUCCAAAAAAUCUUGGAACCCUUGGGGGAUUCAUCAUUGGUGCUGGAUUAUUCCCAUGCCUUGUAUUGUUCCAGUUCGGAGGAUCUAUAGGGCCUAUAAUGUUUCAGCAAGGAGCUAUGCCAAGGCUGGAAAUUCUUAACUUUGAGUUCUGUGUACAGGCGGCUAGACAAAUCACCUGCAAUGGUGAUGGUCCUGAGUUGGGUCUGGGAAACCUGCCAUCACUCCAGGAUGUCAAAAUUUAUUUGCGUUCUAGAGGCGCUAGCAAGGAAGAGGUAAGGGAAUUGGAGGCUGCGCUGAGGCAUGCAGUUGAAAUCCAUCCCAAUCUUCCCAAGCAUCAGAUAUGCGGAUGA
This is a messenger RNA of Miscanthus lutarioriparius, 2601 nucleotides long. NCBI's taxonomy places the organism in Eukaryota, Viridiplantae, Streptophyta, Magnoliopsida, Poales, Poaceae. The record is from the annotation of a GenBank genome assembly.